Molecule: messenger RNA, 2673 nt
Organism: Anopheles marshallii
Lineage: Eukaryota; Metazoa; Arthropoda; Insecta; Diptera; Culicidae
Gene: Sox15
Product: putative transcription factor SOX-15
Exons: 3
Coding region: 1-2673 (890 amino acids)
Biological process (GO): regulation of DNA-templated transcription; anatomical structure morphogenesis; cell differentiation
Molecular function (GO): DNA-binding transcription factor activity, RNA polymerase II-specific; RNA polymerase II cis-regulatory region sequence-specific DNA binding
Source: RefSeq, a predicted model, not a curated record
AUGGAGUCGGACGGGGAGCGUGACGCCGGAUACAACCAUUACAAUUCUCCUCAGCAUCAACCGCAACAGAGCUACCAUCGGAACUACGAAGAAUAUGUCCAUCCGAUGCAGCAACAGCAGCAGCAGCAGCAGCAGCAACACAAUCCGGCGGCCAGUUCGCCCCUAUCCACACUCUCCCAGCACGGCAGCAUGUUGGCACCGCAGAGCCCCAGCAUGCUCGGGGGCAGCAAUGGCAUGAUGCCUUCGCCGCUCAUGCAGUCCCACUCGCCGCUGCUCUCGUCCAACGCAUCCCUGCUCCAGUCACAGUCACCGCUGCUGUCCAGCUCGCCGCUAAUGAGCCAGUACAGCCCCUACCAUCAUCAGGAUGUGCCGAUGCCGACGAUUCUGCCCCAGGACGAACCGGGCGGUGGUGGGGGUGGUUGGGGCGGGUACGCCCUGACAGCGGCCGGUCCGUACCAGAGCGAGUUCUGUGCCUCGAACUAUGGGGUGCUGCAUCAGCGGCAGGCGUACGGUGGUCCCCACGGUCCGGGCAAGCUUGGACCGCACGGUGGACUCAAGAGCGCCAAGGAGGCGCGCAUCCGACGGCCCAUGAAUGCGUUCAUGGUGUGGGCCAAGGUCGAGCGGAAGAAGCUGGCGGACGAGAAUCCCGAUCUGCACAAUGCCGAUCUCAGCAAAAUGCUAGGUAAAAAGUGGCGCUCUCUAACGCCCCAGGAUCGACGUCCGUACGUGGAGGAAGCGGAACGGCUACGUGUGAUUCACAUGACCGAACAUCCCAACUACAAGUACCGUCCGCGGCGCCGGAAGCACGCCAAAGCAAGGGCAGGGCCCGGUUCCGGACCGGCCGGGACCGCCGGUUCUCUCGGCACGGGCCCGGCUGUCGGUGGAAACAGUCAGGGCGCUGCAGCUGGUGCCAACCUCACGGUUAACAAUUCGUCCCCGAGUGAGCUAAACUACGGCGAUGGUGACUCAUCGCAGCGUAUGAGUCCGUUCGCGUACAACCCGCACUACUACGCCGGCAGCAAUAACGCACUCAACACGCCCGACUCGAGCCCCACGCAGAGUCCGGAACCGAUCGCCGUCCCACCAACGGUCGGAAGUCGCAAGCUGGCCGCCGUAGCCGCUGCAGCUGCAAAUGGAGGUGUUGCCACCAAUGGAGACGCUGGCCAGAAGAUGGAGGACGUGUCGUCAGCUCUGCCAACACCGGAGAUGAGCCCGCUGGAGUUGGAGAAAGAGCCGGGCUUCGGUGGUGGACUGCAUUCGGCACAUGCCGGUAGUUACGAUGACCUGAAGAGCAAGCAAAAGCUCACAUACGACGGUGUGUAUGGAGUGAAGAGUGAGCAGAAGUUGCCCGCCACCUUCCCGUCGCAUGCGUACGACCAUGAGACGCAUCAUUCACAUCAACAGCAGCAGCAGCAGCAGCAGCAUCACCACCACCACCAGCAGGAUGGUCUAGUGAAGCGUGAAUAUGGAGGAUUCGGUCUCGGUGGCGAUAAGCGGUACUCGUACGAAGGCGUCGGUCAGCUGGUGAACGGGGGCGGUCUACACGAGAAGCGCAACUAUCUGUCGGCGAGUUCCGGGUCGACGACAACCACGGCCAUGGUGAACGGGAUGUACGUGAUGUGCACGAACCGCAGCAUUCUGGACCAGGGCCACAUUGUCACUGGAACCUACUUCCCGCCAUUGGCCACGUCCGAGGAUCAUCAGACACUUGGGACUACCACCAUGACGACGACCAGCCAUGGCCCGCAUCUCAGUACAAACAAUCACAGCAGUGGCAACGGCAGUAACAACUCGAGUACACCGGGAACUCCGAGCCAGCUGAAAAACUCCAACGGAUUGCUGGGCGCGGGAGUGUCCACCUCAAACACACAGAUGUCCCAGAUCAGUAACAGCAAUGCACAGCAUUUGCAGCAGCAGCAGCAGCAGCAGCAACAACAGCAGGCAGCAAACGAUCAACUCAAUAGCUACUACGGUACGGCGUCGCUCCCGAACGGAACACUGCCGACGUACUCGUACGCCUACAAAGACUAUGGCAUCAUGUACGAGACGCAUCCUCUCGCGGGCCAGGACGUAGAUGCGGUGGAUGCGCGCGAUCUCGACAAGUAUCUUAAAUAUCCGGACAGCAAUCACAACUUCAACGGGUACGACAGUGCGUCCUACCAUCAGCAGACAGCCUCCUCACCUGCGGGUGGCUCCAUCUAUGGGAUAUCCCAGGGCGAGUACUAUGCCUACGGCGGUACCGUACUUGCCCAUCAGUCUCCGCAACAUCAGCCACAAGGACAGCACCAACAGCAGCAGCAGCACCAACAGCAGCAGCAGCACCAACACCAACAGUCCCAUCAGCUAUCCUUGCCCACCAACGGAGGACAGACCAUUCCGAAGCUGUCGGACGUCAUGCUGCAGGGUGGUCCCGGUUCGCAUCAACUCCCAUCCACGCCCGUCGCUCUGUACGCGCUGCCCCAGCUACAACACGCGCAACAUCUUGCCGCAACUGCCGGUGGUGGUGGUGGUGGUGGACCCGGCACACAGGUCGUCUCCGUUCCGCACGGCGUACAUCCGCUAGGGCCGAACGGCACCAUGGCGGACAUCUACGUCGCGAACGAACAGCAGCUGAAGGACGACGAGUUUAGCAACAUUCUGGCCGGUGUGCGCAAAACCUGCUACAGCAACUAG